Messenger RNA from Paramecium tetraurelia, 2930 nucleotides. RefSeq lists its product as uncharacterized. Gene Ontology annotation, biological process: maturation of SSU-rRNA. The record is from RefSeq and is a predicted model, not a curated record. NCBI's taxonomy places the organism in Eukaryota, Ciliophora, Oligohymenophorea, Peniculida, Parameciidae. The transcript has 6 exons. Gene Ontology annotation, molecular function: protein binding; snoRNA binding. Gene Ontology annotation, cellular component: small-subunit processome; Pwp2p-containing subcomplex of 90S preribosome.
AUGGAUUAAUUGAAUUCAUGGGGUUAUUGUAAUCCAACUAAUUGGGAAGAUAAACUUCCAAAACCAUAUAAAUACAUAAACAAACUCUUAAAUACUAUGAUACUUAAUGAAGUCUACAACAAAGUUUUCGAAAUUGAAAAAUAUCGUUCUGAUCCAAACUAUGAAGGACAAUUAAGAAUGUUGCCUCCUUAAGGUGUUUUUGACAUUCCUUAAUUGAGUUGUGUUAGUCGAGAUAGUUCAAGCAAUUUAGUAGCAGCUGGAGACACUUAGGGAAAUUUAAUGAUAUUAGACUUAAGCAAGAAACUAAGAAUUGCCAAGAAAGAAACAAAUGGGAAAAGAAUACUUAAAGUAUGUUUGAGCAGUAGAGAUCAAGCGCCUGAUGAUUAUAAGAAUGUUUGUGUGAUUGGAGUUGUUUAACAUAAUGAUCCAGUUGUGUACAUUUAUCGAUUCAAGCCAUUAGAAAAUAAAUUAUUGCUUCAUCAUACGAUUACAAUGUCAAAGGACAAGAAUGCAAUUGGUGAAUAUCCAGUCGAUGUAGACAUAAGUUAAUAUUCUUAAUAUAUAACUGUUACAUAAUAUAAUGGAAGUGUUAAAGUGUUUAGAAUUCCAGAUUUAAAAAUAGAUCUAUAAUCAAAUUCAAGCCAAAUAUCAAGCAACAGCGUUGGAGCACAAAGUCCAAGACACUUAUAAAGUCAAUUCAAACCAUCACCAAUAAAAGGGAAAGAAUAGCCAAUAGUUGUUCCAGUGCAAUAAUAACAGCAAAUUUAAACAUCUCCAAUGGAUAUUACAUGCUCUGAAUUAACCGAUUUGGUGUAUUAGGUGAAGUUCAAUGGAAUAAAGAAAACAUUAGAUUAUAAUGGAAUAAUAGCUAAAAUCAAAUAAGAUUUGACUACUCCAAAAGAGCCUCCUCCUGAAGAAAAAGUUGAUCCUAAGAAGAAGGCUCCUGUUCCUGCAAAAAAACCAGUCGAAGUAGCACCUGUACCAGUUGUAGAGGAAAUACUAUAUGAUGAAAAUGAAAAUGGAGCAGUACCAAACGAUGAUGCUUAUCCAACUCAAAAGUAUCGAGCAAUGGUUGAAUUUAUAAUUGAAAGGUUUAGUGUUCAAAAUGGAAAUAAAACAUUUAAUUCAUAUAAGUAGCAUGAAUGUGUCACAGGCAUAGUUGUAGGUUGGACUAAUACAACAAGACUUGAAUUGCAUCGUUUUACUAGUGCUAAGAGAUCUGCACUUCCAGAGUACUUAAGUGCCUCAUUUGGAUUGCCAACUUAAUAGCUGUUAAAGCAAUAAGCAUCAAUUACUGAGGUCUAAAUUCUUUACCCUUUGAGUUGUAUGGCCAUAUCCAAAUCAUCGGUUUAUUUGGCUGCUGGAUUAUAAUAAGGUAGUGUGUUUGUGUAUGAUUUGAUCUUGGAAUAAGAGAGGUUUUAUUUAGAUAAGCAUAUGUACGCUUGCACUCAGAUUCAAUUUUGUGAUGAUAGCAGAUUGGUUUCAUCUUCAUAUGAUGGAGGUGUUAACAUAUAUGAUAUAAAGGAAGGGAAGUUGUUGUGUAAACGAACUCAUCAAUUUAGGAAGGGAAGUAAAGUCAAAAUGGAAGAACAAAAGCAAGGAUUGUGGAGGAUUAUUGGGAUGAGUGUCAGUCAUACUGGAGUGGCAGCUGCUUUGGAUGCACAAUAAGAAGUGAGAAUUUAUGAUGUCUGGCAUGGUGAAAAAAUAGGGAAACUCUCUCCUUAAUAAGUGAUGGAUGAUAAGUUGAGAUAAUGGGUUUAAGAUAAGGCAUUGGUGGCCUGUUAUAAAAAUGAAAUUUUAAUCUCCGCUGAUGUCUUGCAAGCCAAUUAAUAUACUACUUUACAAAUUUUCAAGAUAUUUGACAAUUUAGUUAAUUUGUUUCCAGGAUUAGCUAAUAUUUAUAGGAAGGGAAUUGAAAAAGAUAAAGUCAUGAACCUAUUCGAAAAAAUACCUAACAGUGAAUUACAAAAUCCAUAAUUCGAUAUUCCCAAUCUUUAAGGAAAUGGCAAUAAUUAAUUGAAAAUCCCUGGAUAAGAACAUAGACCUAGUUAACAAAGAGGAAGCUAAUAAAGAAUUGGAUCAUAACAUGGUUCUCACAAAAGUGGUAAAUUGCCUCCUGCAGCCCCAUCAAGUAUCAAGGGAGGUCCUGUCUCUCUCAUUAAUUCAUUGCAUAAAUCUAAUCAUUCAGAUUAAUAGGUUGAUUUUAAUUCCUCUUUCAAAAGUUAUCAAGCUUCUUCAAUGUCGCAUAGACUCUCAAAAUAAAAUUCCAAACAGGCCAUUUUGACUAAAGAAAUGCUACAUCCUGAAUAGUUCUUGUUGGAGAAGGAAAAAACUUUUAUUCCACUCUUAAUCAAGGAUGACACCAGCAUGGUUGAGCGGUGUCGAAGUAGAAAUUCUGAAAGGUUGGUGAGGAUUGAGAAGGUCAUAAUUGGCUUAAGAGGAGGAAAAGAAGAAGCUUCAAGAGCGUCAUCGUUAAUUGUCUUCUGCUAAAUGAUUAAUUAAUUAUGUAUUUGUUGUAAUGAGCCCAAAAAAUAUAAAUGUCCUAAAUGUGAAAUGCCCUAUUGCAGUGCUGCAUGUUUCAAGCUUCAUAGUUGCAAACCCAUCCAAAAGAAACCAUAAGUAUAAGAUCAAGAACCUUUUAAAAGUGAUUAUAUUGAUGAGGAAUAUAAAUUAUCCAAAGAGAAAUUAGAUAUCCUUAAAAGAAGUUAAAAGAUAAGAAAGUUUGUUUCCAAUAAGCGUCUUUAAAAAUUAUUGAUUCAUAUUGAUAAUAGUAAGUACAGAUUUAAAGAAUUAAACACUUGCAUGCAAAAUGAUAAAGAUUUUGAGGAUUUUUGUACAUUGAUGUUAUCUGAAAUGGGACAUAUUGAUGAAAAUGGACAGUUUAAAUGAUCAGCCAUAAAAUAUUUUAUUAUAAAAUUCAGAUUAUUUUA